Symbiodinium sp. CCMP2592 is the source of this 2937-nucleotide messenger RNA. The record is from the annotation of a GenBank genome assembly. Lineage: Eukaryota; Dinophyceae; Suessiales; Symbiodiniaceae.
AUGACCGACACGACCACCGACAACAAGACCGACAAGCCAAACUACAAGAAGACCCUGAAUCUCCCAAAGACCUCCUUCCCGAUGAAGGCGAACCUCGUCCAGAACGAGCCCGCCUCGCUCAAACGCUGGGACACCCUCGCAGACAAGAAGGGCCUCUACCACGCAAUGCAAGAAACCUCCGAGGGACGCAAGAAGUUCGUCUUCCACGACGGCCCCCCCUACGCCAACGGCUCCAUCCACCUCGGACACCUCAUGAAUAAAACGCUCAAGGACCUCGUCGUCCGAAGCAAGUUCAUGGCCGGAUACCACUGCCCCUUCGUCCCAGGAUGGGACUGCCACGGCCUCCCCAUCGAGCACAAGGUCAUGACCGACCUCGUCGAAUCCGGGAAAGCCGCCAAACUCGACGGCCUCACCGACGACCAGCGCCGCACCGCCGUCCGCCGCGAGUGCAAGACCUACGCCGACAAACAAAUCAAACUCCAAGCCGGUCAAAUGAAACGACUCAUGACCGUCGCGGAUUACGAAGACCCCUACCUUACCUUCCUCCCACGCUACGAAGCGGGAGUCCUCGAAGUCCUCGCCGGACUCUGCGAACAAGGGCUCGUCUACAAAGCCCUCAAACCAGUCCACUGGUCCGUCGCCAACGAAACAGCCCUCGCCGAUGCGGAGCUCGAAUACCAGGACCGCGAAGACCUCUCCGUGUAUGUCGACUUCGAAGCCUCAGACGCGACUGCGGUGUUCAACGCGUUCGGUCUCGAUGAAGCCGACCAUCCCGGCGCGACCCCGAGCUUCAUGAUCUGGACCACAACCCCUUGGACACUCCCCGCGAACCUCGCGAUCGCGGUCCACGAGAAGUUCAACUACGCCCUCGUCCGAGUAGACGGCAACCUCACCGUCAUGGCCGUCGAUGCCAUCGAACGAGUCACAAAACUCGCCAAGAGUGAAGAAGUCGAAACCCUCGCGACUACCACAGGCGACAAACUCGUCGGACUGUCCUACGCGCACCCGUUCAUCAAGAACGCCCCCGCGCCGAUCAACGACCCAGACGCCGACACCAGCAACUGCUACUCCGUCGUCCACGCCGACUACGUCACCCUCGAAGACGGCUCAGGUCUCGUCCACACCGCGCCAGGACACGGUGCCGACGACUACCAAACCGGUCUCCGCGUCGGUCUCCCAGUCUACUGCCCAGUCCUCGUAGACGGCACCUACGACACCACCGCACCCGAUUGGCUCGUCGGCAUGUCCAUCUGGAAAGCCAACGACCUCGUCGCUCAGCGCCUCACUGAAUCGGGACACAUGUUCCACGCCUACAAGUUCAACCACUCCUACCCACACGACUGGCGCUCCAAGACCCCAGUCAUCUUCCGCUGCACCGAGCAGUGGUUCGUCGCCGUGGACCAACCGACCAAACGCGACGGCCACUCACUCCGCGAGAUGGCGAUGAAAUCCACCGGAGACGACCGCUCCGUCAAGUAUGUUCCUGCGUGGGGACGCAACCGCAUGCGAGGGAUGCUCGAGUCGCGCCCCGACUGGUGCAUCUCUCGGCAGCGAUCAUGGGGACUCCCAAUCCCCGCGUUCACGCUCCCGACUGGUGACGCGUUCAUGACCGCCGCCUCAGUCCAUGCCGUCAACGAGCUCAUCCGCGAGAAGGGAUCGGACCUCUGGUUCUCCGAGGACCCCGCAACCCUCCUCGCAAACUACAACCCAUCGGAAGACCCCGACGCCCCCGCUUCCCUCAAAGACGGCUCCGUCACCUUCGACCAGCUCACCAAAGGACAAGACAUCCUCGAUGUCUGGUUCGAGUCCGGCUCAUCCUGGAACGCCGUCAUGCGCCAGCGCUCAGGUGGUGAAGACUUCCCAGUCGAGCUCUACCUCGAAGGGUCCGACCAGCACCGAGGCUGGUUCCAGCUCUCGCUCCUCCCAGCACUCGGAGUCAUGGGACGCCCCCCAUUCCGUACCCUCCUCACCCACGGCUUCAUGGUCGACAAAGACGGCAAGAAACUCUCCAAGUCCGCCGGAGCCGCGCUCAAAGACCUCUUCGACCGCUACGGCGUAGACGUCCUCCGCUGGUGGGUCAGCUCGCUCGCAUACGAGAAUGACGUCAAGGUCGACGAAGAGUUCUUCAAACUCGCCGGAGAAAGCUACCGCAAGAUCCGCAACACCCUCCGCUUCAUGCUCUCGAACCUCGACGACUAUGAAACGCAAGCAGAGCCCGACUUCUCCGACUUCCACGUCCACUCCGUCGACGCGUGGGUCCUCGGCGAGUUCAACACGCUCAUCGACAAGGUCACCAGCGCCUACGAGAACUACGCGUUCCACGAAGCACAGAAACUCCUCUACCGCUUCUGCAACACGACACUCUCCGCGGAAUACCUCUCCGCCGUCAAGGACCGCCUCUACUGCGACGCGCCCGACUCCGAGCGCCGCCGUCAGACCCAGCAAACCCUCGCCGUCCUCACCGAUGGACUCUGCAAACUCCUCGCGCCGAUCAUGUGCCACACUGCGGACGAAGCGUACCGCGCCCUCCACAAGGUCGACCAGAAAGACAAGACCACCUGCGUCCACCUCACCGGAUUCCCAUCCAAGGUCAACCUCGAAACCGCGACCGGCUGGCCAAAGCUCUGGGAAGCAAUCGAGCAGGUCAUGAAAGCCGCCGAGGACACACGCGCCAAGAGCGACAUCGACAACCCGCUCGACCUGGGAGUCAGACUCCCCGAUCCAGACUCAACCUUCGAAUGGUUCAACACCGAAGACCUCGCCGACAUCUGCGGCGUCUCCCGUUUCGAACUAAAGAAGGAAGGCGAGGUCGAGAUCACCGACCUCCGAGACCAGCCCCGCUGCGACCGCUCAUGGAAACGAGACACCACCGUCAAACAACGCUCCGACGGUGGCAUGCUCUCCGACCGCGACGCGCAAGCACUGGGACUCGUUUAA